Molecule: messenger RNA, 1604 nt
Organism: Telopea speciosissima
Lineage: Eukaryota; Viridiplantae; Streptophyta; Magnoliopsida; Proteales; Proteaceae
Product: protein ANTI-SILENCING 1-like
Exons: 6
Coding region: 158-1204 (348 amino acids)
Molecular function (GO): RNA binding; chromatin binding
Source: RefSeq, a predicted model, not a curated record
CGCUUUCUUUUUUUUUUUCUUCUCUGGCUAGGAUUAUUGGACUUCUACUGGUUUUUGGCUACCAUUGCUCUUAUUGAACUUCCGAUGGGGCUCUUUAAACGUUGUUGAGGUUUGCAAAGACCACAGUAUUGAGUCUUUACUACUUCUAGCUGGAGACAUGGAAGCUACAUCUCACUCUAAAAGAGCAGAUAGAGUACAUAAUUGUGAAUUUAAGUGGGGUGAAAGUCGUGGAGAUGGUGGGACAGAUAAUGAGGUCCAAUUUUACAAGUCAUUUACGUAUGAUGGUGUAGAAUACUCUUUGUAUGAUUGCGUCUAUAUGCAUGUGCAUGGACUAAAUGAGCCGCAGGAGCCUUAUAUUGGGAAACUUGUGAAAAUAUGGAAGCUGCGAGAUCAUAGGAAGUACAUUAGGGUCGUAUGGUUUUUUCGGCCUAAUGAGAUACUUAAUUGGUUAGGAGAUGAUGAUGCAUCACUCAAGAAUGAGAUAUUUUUGGCGUGUGGCAAAGGUGAAGGCCUUUAUAAUGACAAUCCUCUGGAAGUACUUGUUGGCAAAUGCAAUGUUGUCUGCACAUCGAAGGACAGCAGAAAUCCUCAACCUUCCGACAUGGAAAUGAGAAGGGCUGAUUAUGUCUUCUAUCGUACUUUUGAUGUUGGAAAACGCAAAAUAUCAAAUAGAUAUGAGGAUAUAAUAGCUGGCAUUGAAGUCAGGCACUUCUUCAACGCAACAAGUCAUCGGAAUGACAAUUGGAAAACAGAUUCCUCUUCCAAGUUAGACUUGCCUAAAGCAGUGGCAACUCUGGCAAAAGAUGGGAAGCCUGGUGUCCAAACAAAUCCAUCAAUGAAAGGUGCAGAAUCGAAGAGAAGUAUCGCUAGUGGAUCAGAUCAGGGACGCAUUUCUGAUGAAUGGGUCUGGCCAAGGGUCACAACUUUUGACAAGAGUACAAUUAAAACUGGAAACAUUCCAUCCAUUCAAGUUGUGGAUGAAGGAAACCUAAAAUCUGUUCAGGAUUCAUUACAUUUGGAAGCAUCUGAUGGUAGACCUUUCAAAAGAAGGAGACUUCUUCUUGGCACAUCAGUUAAACCUUCGGAGAAACUGGAAUCCAAUGUGUCUCCUGCACUAGCAAGGGAAGAAAGUAAUACCAAUAUCUUGAAGAAGCUUACAGUUGAUCCCAAGGAGAGUGCUGCAAAGCCUCCAGGGUUUUUUUAGAGAAUAUCUCCAUAUAAAUCAAAUGGUGACACCAGAAAAGAUCUUGUUGGUUAGGUAAUGAUUUCUACGGUGAGUUCCAGUGACAGCAACCAAGCUUUCUGGUAAAGCAUAUCGUAAACUUGCAGUAGAGGACAUCAGAACUGAAAGCCAAGUAAUAGAUGUCACCAGAAGGCCAGAUGCUCCCUGGAAGGAAGAAAUAGAGAGAGGUCAUGAGCAAGGAACCCUUGUCCUGCUGAGAAAUUUGGACUCAUGUUAUGCUUCAGCAGAAGUAGAGGUAUCUAUGGUACAUCUCAAGUUGUAAGGUCUUAGAGGCUAAGAAUUUAAUUAAGGGCUAGUUUGUACUGUUAUUCUUUAAUCUCUCCAUUUUAAGCUCUAUUUUGCUUCUUUGUUUUCUCUCCUU